GAGCUGUGGGUUUCUGCUGGUCCGUCUGUUUCUCUUGUCCCUGCUGCUGUGGAUGUUACUGAGAGUGCGAUCAGCAGAGGUACAUAGAGAGGACUGUCCUCUGCUGGAGAGCAAGAGAAUGAUACACAGGGUCUGGAAGGGAAAAGAAAAGAGAGAGGACUGCGAGGUGUAAUAAACUGUGUGAUUACUGCAUACCAAGAAAGAGAGUGAGGCAGCAAGCAAGAGGGAAUGAUUACUCUGCGCAUUUCUCUGUGUCCCAGCUGGCGAAACAAUAGCAACGAUGGGAGGGUGCGGUGAAUAGGAGCAACAGCAAGAGGCGGUGGCUGGGAGCUUGCACGGAUCAUCUGAAUAGAGCCGCAUACAAGACAACACGGAUGCCCAGACAAAGGGGGAGAGAUCAGAGGGAAUCAGGCUGCUGACACAGUGACAGGAGGGGACAAACUUGAAGGCUGCAAAGAAGGGGUGUCUGUCUGGCAGAGAGAGCACAAGGGCGAUACCAGGUGGAGUCUGACUGCAGAAGAAAGAGGAGCAAGCGUGGAUUUUAAUCAAAGCAGAGUGCAAGACUCGUUGGGGUGAGGGACCCUCGUCAUUGUGAGGAUCUCAAACACUGCGUAACCCAGAGACGUUAACUGCACUGAAGAGUUCUCACUGUGAGACAGGAUUUGUAUUGAGAUACCUUUCCUGGUCCCAGUGUGGUAGACUGACUAUCUAGCAGUGGUCUUGUGGAAGGGCUGGUUUGUCCGAGGAUUAGAUAGUGGCACUUGCAGCUAGGCACAAGUGACACUUCUUCAGCUGACCGCUGCAGGUUUAGUUAUGCCCUUAAAUUAAGAGGAGGCCUUAAACUGGGCCACAUUAUUUUGUGCUGAAACCAGCAGUUUUUUGUUCCUUUUUAAUCAAACUGCUUUGAACUUGCUGGUACUCCCGUAAGCCGGGUCCCUGCAAGGGGCCAGGAUGAGCGACGGUGGGCGGGAGCCCCAGCGGCUCUCCCCUUUCCGAAUGUUGAAAAUCCUGGAGACCUGCCGACCCGCAGGCAGCCGCAUUGGUAUUGUCCACGAAAAUGUGAAGAUGGGCUCUGAUGGAGAAAGUGACCAGGCUUCUGGCACGUCCUCCGACGAGGUCCAGAGCCCUGUUCGGGUUCGCAUGCGGAACAGCAGCCACCGGCGCAUCUCCAAUGAGGACAUCAACAAGCGCCUCUCCUUGCCAGCAGACAUCCGUUUGCCGGAGGGCUACCUUGAAAAGUUUGCGAUGAACAGCCCACCUUUUGACAAGCCAAUGAGCCGACGGCUGCGGCGUGCCUCACUGUCUGAAAUUGGCUUUGGCAAGCUGGAAACGUAUGUAAAGCUGGAUAAACUGGGGGAGGGCACUUAUGCCACCGUAUACAAGGGUCGCAGUAAGCUGACUGACAAUCUGGUGGCCUUAAAGGAGAUCCGGUUGGAGCAUGAGGAGGGUGCUCCCUGCACUGCCAUCCGAGAAGUGUCACUCUUGAAGGACCUGAAACAUGCCAAUAUUGUGACGCUGCACGACAUCAUUCACACCGACAAGUGCCUGACAUUGGUGUUUGAGUAUCUGGAGAAGGACCUAAAGCAGUACAUGGAUGACUGUGGGAACAUCAUGAGCAUGCACAAUGUCAAGAUCUUCUUAUUCCAACUUUUGCGAGGUCUGGCUUACUGCCAUCGAAGGAAAGUACUACACAGAGACCUUAAGCCCCAGAAUCUCCUCAUCAAUGACAAGGGAGAGCUCAAGCUGGCUGACUUUGGUCUGGCCCGUGCUAAGUCUGUUCCCACCAAGACAUACUCUAAUGAAGUAGUGACACUGUGGUAUCGACCGCCUGAUGUACUACUGGGAUCCACAGAGUACUCAACCCCUAUCGACAUGUGGGGUGUGGGUUGUAUAUUCUAUGAAAUGGUGACAGGAAGACCCCUCUUUCCAGGAUCUACGGUAGAGGAUGAACUCCAUUUGAUAUUCCGUGUCUUAGGCACUCCCACAGAGGAGACGUGGCCAGGGAUCACCAGCAGUGAAGAAUUCAAAACGUACAGCUUCCCACGAUACCAUGCAGAGUCACUCGUCAACCAUGCACCCAGAAUAGACAGUGAUGGACAUGACUUACUGUCACAGCUGCUUCAGUUUGAGGCAAAAAAGCGGAUGUUGGCUGAGGAGGCCCUCCGGCACCCUUACUUCCGCAGCCUGGGGGAGCAGGUGCAGACUCUGCCUGACACUGUAUCCAUAUUUUCUGUGAAGGACAUCCAGCUCCAGAGAGACUUAGGAAAGAGGUCUGCACCAUACCCAGAAACAGAAUCAGAUAAAACGGGCUCUGUGCCCUCAGAGUUUUUCCAGAAUGAUGGUGCCAAAGCAAGGACUCAGUCUUACGCCCUCACAUCCCCUUCCACUGGCUGAGGGACCUCUCCCAUUGCGCACAGGGGAAGAGUCGAAGGCAGAGCAUGUUGUUUUAGCUACUGCAGCAACACCAUUGGAAUGGACUGCUGUUCAAGACACAUAGAAGGAAAAAACAACUAAUAAACCCAGUCGAAGGAAGUGGAAAGAGACUAAAGAAAAAACACCUGUCCUUGAUGCUGCUGCCAUGCUGGACACUUGAGGAGUACUUUAUACAUUUGUUUUUGUUUUUAGUUAGGACUCUUAAUUCUGAUUUUUGGAGGGAAAAUGACACUUCAUAAUUAACGCUCCAAUGAAAGAAGGAUAACUCAUUGGGACAUUUCUAUAUUGCUUUAUGUACAUAGUUCUUUUUUCUUAAUGUAUAGACUCAUAAUCACCCACUCAAAUCCUGCCCUUUCUAGUCACUUCCUAGAUUGAUUCAUGCCCAUCUGCGCUGCUGCACAUAAUAGAUUUUGGGGGGCUGUGGCAGGAAAGGGCAGCACAGCUCAUGUGAAGAAUGUGUGUACAGCAGUCUUCACGUGAAAAAUCAAGGAGUCAAGGAGGGAGGGUGAUAAAUUCAGUUCAGAGCAAUAUUACUAGUUUUUUUUUUUUCUUUAAAAAGGUUUACUGGCAGCCCAAAUGCCUGUUUUCUGUUCAGGCUGCCACCUGAUCAGCUAAAAACUUUCAGUCUUUACUAUUGCAAUAUACAGUUAUUUGAUCACUUGAACUGUAAUGCAUCUUAUAAUGCAGUAGAAUGGUAUAGUAGUAAUAUUGUUGGUAUUUGCUGCUAAUUAGGAUUGCAUCAAUCACUAACAGUGAAAUGUGGCACAGCCUAACUGCAUAGUUUUGUGCACAAAUAGGCCAGAAAAUUGCUACAUGAGAAGUAAUGGGGCCAUGCACUACAAAUGUAUAGUGAUAAACUUCUUCAUACAAUAAGCCUGUUUCCUACAAUAUUGAAAUGUACAACAAAGGGGAAGAAAUGGUUUUUAAUGUUCACAGCCAUUCAAGUUUAGAACCUUUUACAUUUUUACUUUUUUUUUGUUCCAUUAAAAUCAGACUUUCUGCCCUACAGAAGUGUACUGUAUAUUCAUGUGAUUACAACAUAUACUCUGUCACAUUCCACCCAAUCAGAACCCUACACAAUUUCUAUAAGAGGUUUAAAAAUUUUUAAAUAUUUUUCCCUUUGUUUUGACCAUUUUUGCUUGUGGUACUAUAUUAUUUAUAUUGUUUUUAUUAUAUCUGUCAUCUGGGUAUUUUUUGAGUUCUGGUUAUAAUAGUCUUUUCCAAGGCACAGUGGUUGUUGGCUGCAUAGGUAAUACCACAAACUACAUCCAUUUAGCCCUGUUUGCUUCUUUUAUAAGCCUUGAAUUAUGCUGGGAAUUCUGUGCCAAUCAGAAAUAUUGUUUUAUCAGUGUAUAAUGUGUUUUAAUUUGAACCACAGCGUUAUUUUGUUGUAAUUUUACUGUUACAAUGUUUGGUAGUUAUAGCCCAAAACUUGCUUUUUGAUUUUCUAUCAUGAGUACGUAUUAGUUCCUUAGUGGAGAUCCUUUGUGAAAGCUUGACCGAUUCACUGUAUUUUUUUAAUGGAAAAUCAGGUAAUUUUUCCCUCCCCCCCCCCCC
This is a messenger RNA of Scleropages formosus (Asian bonytongue), 3990 nucleotides long. Its product is annotated as cyclin-dependent kinase 17-like. Gene Ontology annotation, biological process: protein phosphorylation. Gene Ontology annotation, molecular function: cyclin-dependent protein serine/threonine kinase activity; ATP binding. Lineage: Eukaryota; Metazoa; Chordata; Actinopteri; Osteoglossiformes; Osteoglossidae. The record is from RefSeq and is a predicted model, not a curated record. The coding region runs from base 952 to 2394 and encodes 480 amino acids. The transcript has 17 exons. Gene Ontology annotation, cellular component: nucleus; cytoplasm.